Molecule: messenger RNA, 1200 nt
Organism: Arachis ipaensis
Lineage: Eukaryota; Viridiplantae; Streptophyta; Magnoliopsida; Fabales; Fabaceae
Source: RefSeq, a predicted model, not a curated record
AUGACUUUGUCAGAUCUGAAGAACAGCAUCUUGGAGAAGGUUGGCGUGUUGGGUAGCAAGUGGGUGAAGAAACUAUUCUACAAGAUUCCCAUGGCGGUUGUAUCGACCGGUGUUCAGUAUGAAACCUUUGCGGUUAAGGCUGAUGAAGAUAUUAGGGUUCUGUUCUACUGUGUACGGAGUUUUCCGGAGAUCAGAAUCCAUGAGUUGUUCACGAAGUUGGAGGUUGGUGUCGAUAGUUCUGGGGCAUCCGCGCCAGUUCCCUGCCCAGCUGCCGCGGGUGGUGCAUCUAGUUCGAUGCCUGCGGUCAAACCGUAUGUUCCGCCGGUUCAAUCACCUUCGUUUGCGGCUGAUUUAGACCGAACAGAGGUUGUUGGUUCUAUACCUUUGGAGAAUGCAGCAAUCAUUGAGCCUCCGCACGUUGUGGGCACCGGUGGUGGCCUCGUACCUUAUAUCGAAGACUUUGGUGGACCUGAUCAAGUAGAGAAUGCAAUGCGUGACGAAGAGUCUGACCAGGAGCCUGUUGAUAUCGAUGGUGAUAGCGACGAUGACAGACGAGGCGAUCCACAUGCGCAGCAUAGGCCAGCAAGUUCUGGUUCUCAUCACUACCCUCCACACUUCUCGACACUAAACUUGGAAGCUCUUGGUCAACAGGAAGACAGUGGUAAUAGAGUGGGGGGAUCUUCUGCAGAAUUUCAGAUUGGGCAAUCAUUCCAGAGUAAAGAUGAAGCUGUGCUGAGUGUAAAAGACUAUAGCAUCUGGCGAGGUGUUGAGUACAGAGUCGUCGAAUCGGAUAAUUUGAAGUAUCAUGGAAAAUGCAAGGAAUUCGGCAAGGGUUGUACUUGGUUGAUUCGUGUAGCGCUUCGUGCACGAAAGGGGACUUGGGAGGUUAGGAGGUACAACGGGCCACACACAUGCCUCGCAACUUCUAUUUCAAGUGAUCACCAUCAGCUGGAUUACCACGUUAUCUGUGCGAGGAUUCUUCCUAUGGUUAGGGCAGAUGCUGCGGUUACGGUAAAGGUACUUCAACAAGCGACAGAAGCUGAUUACGGUUUCAGGCCUAGUUAUAGGAAGGUUUGGAUGGCUAAGCAGAAGGCAGUGGCAGAAAUAUAUGGAGAUUGGGAAGAGUCUUAUGCGGAGUUGCCACGUUGGAUUCUUGGGAUCCAGGCGACAAUGCCUGGAACAAUCACGGUCCUGAAAUGA